This is a messenger RNA of Tarenaya hassleriana, 1847 nucleotides long. Its product is annotated as zinc finger CCCH domain-containing protein 3-like. Gene Ontology annotation, molecular function: mRNA binding; metal ion binding. The coding region runs from base 406 to 1665 and encodes 419 amino acids. The record is from RefSeq and is a predicted model, not a curated record. The transcript is spliced from 7 exons. Lineage: Eukaryota; Viridiplantae; Streptophyta; Magnoliopsida; Brassicales; Cleomaceae.
CUACGGGAAAAGGAAAAAAAAAGAUCUGAAAAAUCUCAGAUUCUGGAAGAAAAAACAAAGGAAACAGGAAUGAGAAGGGGGAAUAAGGAAAAUAAAUCAAAUUGGAAUAUUUUGGCAGAGAUUUUCCUUUUGGAUCUGUUCUAAACGAGAAGACUUCUGUUUGGGAAAAGAAAAAGUUACAAAAAUCUCGGAUUUUCACCGUCGUUUUUCGUCUCUGGUUUUCAUCGUUUUCCAGAGGGAGGGAGAGAGAGGGGAAAUCCGUUUCUGUAUAUGAGAGACACAAUCUACCUGUGAUUUUUUCCUUUUUGUUUGAUCAUUGUCUUCACCGUUUCUUCGCAAACUCACACGAUUUGCCUGUGAAUUUUUCGAAGAAAAAAGACAAAAAAAGUUUCUCUGUGGCUGUUUAUGCGACCCAUGUCACAAACUCAGCAGGAUCAGAGCUCUACUGGGUCGAAUCGAUCUUCCGUGAAAAUCCAAGAUGCCUUUAGGCGGAUAAAGUUAAAUGAAGACGGUGAUGCUCAAUCCAGUCCGUAUCCUGAUCGGCCAGGUGAACGAGAUUGUCCGUUCUAUCUGAGGACAGGGCUGUGUGGUUAUGGAAGCAACUGCCGUUACAAUCACCCUCCUUUUGUUUCUCAGGCUAUCUUUUAUUACAAAGACGAACUCCCUGAGAGAGUUGGACAACCGGACUGUGAGUAUUUUCUGAAGACAGGAACCUGUAAGUAUGGCCCUACGUGUAAAUAUCAUCAUCCGAAGGACAGGAAUGGCGCUGGACCUGUGUUGUUCAAUGUUCUCGGUUUUCCUAUUCGUCAGGGCGAAAAAUCAUGCACAUAUUACCUGCGGACUGGAACGUGCAAAUUCGGAGUUGCUUGCAAAUUCCAUCAUCCUCAGCCUGUUAAUGAACCUUCAGCUGCAUAUGGGUUGUCUAGCUAUUCUUCUGUAGGCUUGCCAUAUCUCGGCGGCGGGUUGACAAUGGUGUCUUUGCCACCUGCAACUUAUGGAUCGGUUCUAAGUAGGCAAGCUCCUCAGGCCUAUGUGCCUGUCAUGGUUUCACCUUCUCAAGGCAUUCUACCUCCUCAAGGCUGGGCCACUUACACUGCUACAUCUAACCCCAUAUACAAUGUGAAAGAUCAACCUGACUCGAGUUCCAGUGCAUCUGUGCCAGUGGCUGUAACCUUGAACCAGAGUUUGCCUGAAAGACAUGACCAACCAGAAUGCCGUUUUUUUAUGAGCAGCGGAACAUGUAGAUAUGGAGAUGACUGCAAAUAUAAUCAUCCCAAAGAAAGGAUUUCACAAUCACCACCAAAUCUCUUAAACCCUGUUGUUCUCCCAUCUAGACCUGGACAACCGGCAUGUGCAAAUUUCAUGGCAUACGGAUCCUGCAAGUUUGGACCAAACUGCAAAUUUGACCACUCUUUGCCGCCAUACCCUUUCAACAUGGCCUUGACCGUGCCUCCUCUACCCUAUGCUUCCCCAGUUUCAACUCAUAUGAGUAUCUCGCCUCAAACUCGUUCUGAUUCACCGGCCCUGUCUGAUGGCAAACCCACCGAGAAGAACCGGAACUCAGAGGCAGUUUCUAAACAGGUGGUCGACUCAGAAGCGCAGUUUUCGUCAGAAAAAACGUCUUGCUCAAUGAUCACCAGCGUCAAAAGCAGCAGCGUGGCCUGAAAUCAUUGAAUCCCCUGCCCGGGUUUCUUGAAAUGUGCAAUGAUCUCUCUGCCCUUUUUGUUGUUUUUGGAAGGAGGGAUUGAAAAAUGAAAACUUUCAUCAUCUUUUGGGACUUUUGGAGUUUUUUUUUCCCUUAGCUGACACGAAUAGGAACUGGAAGAGAAAAGGGUGUUCUGUUGUUU